AGACCACCACACACAAUCGGCCGACCACCAUAAGAAAAAUAAGAAAACUUAUGAAAACCGUGACGAAAAUGUUAUUAAGCGUAUUGUAAAAUGCAUAAUGUGCUAAUAAAUCUCAGAUGUGAAACUUUAAAACGUGAAUUUAAUAUCAAAUCUGUGCAAAAUUUUAAAGUGCAAUAGUUAUUACGAUUGCAGUGCAAUUAGUUUGAGCUACAGGCCAAAAAUAUAAAUCAAAACAAGUAAAUAACCUUGUGUCUUGCAGUUCGAGCGCGCUUCGAAAUCAGUAACAAAAUAGAAAGUCAAAUAACCAACAGCCGCCAGUGAAUGCGUUAAAAAAUUUUGUGCUGCACACUGACAAAAAUAUACGCCACACACACAGACGCACACACACAAUCAAAUACGUAUAUACGCAGUUACGUAUUGGUGUGCAUAUGAAAGACGUGCGGAGAAGAAUUCGAAAAUAUACAGUGUACUUCCAUUUGAAUAGUGUUUUUAUUUAAAAAUUAAAAAAAUAAAUAAAAUAAAAAAUACAAAAGCAAUAACGAAGAGUCUCAACUGUAGGAAUACAAUUAACAGGAAAAGCAACAACAAAUACCAUAUUAUCAGUGAUUUGCAACAAUAAAAAAGAGGAAAAUUAGAAGUAGUUAACAACGAACAUCAGAUUUACAUAUUUGAAUGCUGCUUCGGCUUAAAGAUUUCGUAGAAAAUGGUCUCGAUAAUUGAUACAAUUGAUGCGGCAGCGGAGGCUCAAAAACAACGGAGCGCCGCUGCCGCUGCCGCUGCGACGUUGACUGUCAACGCUGGAGCCAAGUUACCGACCGCUGCUGCAGCUGGCGGUGGGGCUGCUGCUGCUGCUUCAGCAGCAGGUGUUGCCUUGACCGCAAGCGGCAAGCCUAAGGAGAAACGAAGGAAUAAUGAAAAGCGCAAGGAAAAGUCACGGGAUGCGGCACGCUGCCGUCGCUCCAAGGAGACGGAAAUAUUUAUGGAUCUAUCCAUGGCAUUGCCGCUGAAGUCCGAAGACGUCAAUCAGCUGGACAAGGCAUCUGUAAUGCGAAUUACAAUUGCCCAACUCAAGAUACGUCAGAUGCUAAAGUUUUUGCCCGAAGGCAAUGCGGUGAAGCCCAAAGUGGAGUUUUUUGAAGAGGAUUGGCUAAAGUGUGCCGAGGCCAGUGAACUCUUGAAGCAAACCAUGGAUGGCUUUCUGCUGGUGCUAUCCAAUGAGGGCGACGUCAUCUAUGUCUCGGAAAACAUAAUAGACUAUCUGGGCAUAACUAAGAUUGAUACGCUGGGUCAACAGAUUUGGGAGUAUACGCAUCAGUGCGAUCACGCUGAGAUUAAAGAGGCUCUUAAUCUCAAACGCAAAGGCAUUGUUGGUAAGAUCAAGGAUGAGCAGCUAGUGGAAUCGGGCAUUAGCACACAUCAUCGUGAUCUGUUCGUGCGCAUGAAGUGCACUCUGACCAGUCGUGGGCGCAGCAUCAACAUCAAAAGCGCCUCCUACAAGGUUAUUCACAUAACCGGACAUUUGCGCGUGAAUGGCAAAGGAGAGCUCGUGUUUAUUGCGAUUGGUCGGCCCAUACCGCAUCCUUCAAACAUUGAAAUACCGCUGGGCACCAGCACAUUUCUGACCAAGCACAGUCUGGACAUGAAGUUCACCUAUGUGGAUGACAAAAUGCUCGCCUUGCUUGGCUAUCGGCCUGACGAUCUGCUCGAGACUUCACUGUUCGAAUGCCAGCAUGGCGCCGACUCUGAGCGUCUGAUGGCCACCUUUAAGAGCGUUAUGAACAAGGGACAGGGCGAGACGUGUCGCUAUCGUUUGCUGGGCAAAUAUGGCGGCUACUGCUGGAUCGUGACUCAGGCAACGAUUGUUUACGAUAAGCUAAGGCCGCAGAGUGUUGUCUGCGUUAAUUAUGUCAUCAGUAAUCUUGAGAACAAACAUGAGAUUUAUUCACUUGCGCAACAAACGGCGGCAAGUGAGGAACAGGCAAAGCAACAACAACAAGAACUACCUGAAACUAACAACAAAACAACAAUUGCUAAACAACAAGUUGCCGAAACAACUAAAGCAACAACUGCAACAACAGCAACAGCCGCAACAACUUUAGAACUGGUGGACAAACCCAAAGUGAUUGAGACUGCAAACGAAACAACAACAAUAAUAACAAACACAACAGCAACAACAACAACAACACCAACUGCUGCUGCAACUAACCCACCAUCAGCAACUAUUAACAACAACAACAACAACAACACAACAACCUCAGCUUUAGUUAACAAAUCGAAACAACUCCAAACCGAGUUGCUUAUCAAACGUGAAAAUAACUCGCCCGGACCGCGCACCAUCACAGCACAGCUCUUCAGCAACAACAACAACAACAACAACAACAACAACAUCACUAGCAACAACAACAACAGCAACAAUUUGCUGCGCAUCGAAGAGAAACGUCCCAAAUCGGUGACUGCCUCACUCAUACGCAGCACACCAACAAUUGCUGCAGCAAAGAAAAGUUCAAUUGCUGCUCAAACGUUGCCGCCGACAACAACAGCAACAGCUGCCAUAUUAAGCUCAAGCAACUUGCAACAGCAACAGCAACAACUGCAGCAGCAACAGCAACAAACACAAGAUAUGAAUAAAGGAUUCUUAUCGUUCGCUGAUGAAGGCCGAGGUUUAACAAUGCUGAAAGAGGAACCGGAUGACUUGUCGCAACAGUUUGUCAACAAUGCGUUGGAUGAGCCCUUUGGCGAGAUUCUGGUGGGCUUGAUGAACUCCUGUUUGCUGCCCGAUGACAUCAGUUCGCUGGACUCGACCACCUGCUCGACCACGGGCAGUGCGACGCACUAUCACAACAACAGCAACAGCAAUAGCAGCAACAGCAGCAGCAAUAACAACAACCACAAUCACAAUCACAGCAGCAGCAACAACAGCGGCAGCGGCAGCGGCAGCAGCAGCCACAGCAGCAGCAAUAACAACAGUUACAACAGCAAUCGUCAGAGCUUAAACACAGCAGCAAUCGCCGCAGGCACAACCAGCAGCAGAACUAACAGCCACAACAGCAACAGCAACAGCAGCAGCAGUAGUAGCUGCAACGGCAGCAACAGCCAGCAGCAGGAUAAUAGCAACAGCAACAGCAACAGCAGCCACAUUGAUCCGUUGUUCAACUAUCGCGAUGAAUCGAACGACACCAGCUGCUCGCAGCAUCUGCACUCGCCUAAGACGCCCGAGGACAGCAGCCUGCCGUCGCUGUGCAGCCCGAACUCGUUGGCCCAGGAGGACGACUUCACGUUUGUUGACUUUGGCAUGCGCGCGCCUUACAUACCCAUGGGCGAUGACAUGCCGUUGCUGACCGAGAGCAGCGAUCUCAUGUGGUGUCCGGCGGAUGAUUUGCCGCCCAUGGUGCCCAAGGAUUUGGAUAGCGUGCAGCAACAUUUGCAACAAUUGCACCAGCAGCAGCAACAACAGCAGCAGCAGCAGCAAUAUAACAGCUAUCAGCAACCGCUGCAACAGCAAUCGCAGCAGCAGCAACAUUUUUCCAGUUCGCUGUGCUCCUCGCCUGCCUCCACAGUGUCGUCGCUGUCGCCAUCGCCCGUGCAGCAGCAACAACACCAACAGCAGCAGCAACAGCAGCAGCAGCAGCAGCAGCAACAGCAGCAACACUCAAAUGUCUACAGCACUGGCUCCAGCGAGUUGGCAGCUUUGCUCUGCGGCACCGGCAAUGGCACGCUCUCAAUUUUGGGCAAUGCCUCUGGCGAGGAUCGCCUGCAGCAGAAUGAGCAGGACUUGCGCAGCUUCCAGCAAAUGCAGCCGGCGCUGCAGCUGGAGGAGGAGGAGCAACUGGAGCGCGAGCAGCCAACAUUUUUCCAGCAGCAAAUGUUGCUGAGCAUUGGCAGGCAGUGCAAAAAGGAGAAGUUCGACGUCUCAGUGUCCGCCAGCUUAUAUUCCCCCAGUGAGGAUGCAUUUCACAAUGAUUACAGCAAAGAUUCCAACAAUUUGGAUUACUGGAGCGAUUUGUUGCAAAUGAAUGUGGCUAUGGCCAACAGCAGUCCCGCGGUUUCUCCAGCGCCCAGCAAGGUGACAACGUUGCCGCUGCUACAGCAGCAGCAGCAACAGUUGCCACAACAACAACAACAACAACAGCAGCAGCAGCAGCAGCAGAAUAUCAUAUUGAAUGCAGUGCCAUUGAUAACAAUACAAAGCAAUGCGACAAUGUUGCAGCAGCAGCUGCAGCAACAGCAACAGCAACAGCAGCAGCAAUCGGAGGAGGAGCUGCAGGAGCUGUUGCUGCCAGGCAAGCUGCCUGCCAAGAGGCUAUUGAAUGGCACCAAGGCAACCAUACGCCUGGUGGAAAGCAAACAAGCAACAAAGGCAACGCUGCUGCAAACGCUGUCGCCACAGCAACAGCAGCAGCAGCAGCAGCAACAACAGCAGCAACAUGGCAAUAAGCGUCAUUUGAACAGCCAAUCAGCAGCAGGCAAUGUUGUGGAGUCGAAGCGCCUGAAGAGCGGCACGCUGACUCUGGAGGUGCAAUCGCCACAGCUGCUGCAGCAGCUAAUGGGCAAGGAGCAGCAGCAGCAGCAGCAGCAGCAGCAGCAGGCUAACAAGCGACACGCAAGCGAACGCUGGUCUACAGCAGCUGAUGCCAAGCAACAGAAGCAGCAACAGCAACAACAACAACAACAACAGCAUCAACAGCAACAACAACAGUCGAAUUCUGUGCUAAAGAAUCUGUUGGUUAGCGGAUGUGAUGCAAAUAUCAAUGAAGACGCCGCAGUGCCCAUGAUCAUCGACGACAACUCUCUUGACCAGGUGGUGCCGCCCGCUCUCGUGUUGGACAACGCCUUCAAGUACGCCAUGCCGCUACACUGCCACACGGCAACUGCCUCGGUGCUGCGCAACUAUCGCCACAAUCCGCUGAUUAGUGGCAGCAAUUUACAGCUAUCGCCAGUCUUGAUGGCAGCAUCGCCGCUGGCCAGCACUGUGGGCGAUGGCGAUGCCAGCUCCGUGGCCUCUUUAGAGGACUCCAUGCCGCCGGCCUUGACCGCCUGCGACACGGAUGCCUGCAGUGACAGCGGCAUCGAUGACAACAGCCUGGUCAACAGCGAGUCAGGCUCGCCGCAAAAGCAGCUGCGCCAUGAGCAUAUGGACGUGGCCUCUGUGCCAGCGGCACCGCCGCCACAGCAGCAGGAGGAGAGCAGCCAGCAGCUGGAGCAAGUGGGCAGCAAUGCGACCAGUCGCAAGUCAUCCAUAUCCUUCAUAGACAGCAGCAAUCCGCUGCUGCGCACACCCUACCUGAUGGACCUGUGCAACGAUGACUACAACAUGACCGAGGGCGGCUUUGAGCUUGACGGUUUUGACGACCUGGAGAUACCCUAAGCGCAUGUAGCAUUAGGUGAGGUAGGCAGGCAGACAGGGGAGGCAUUGCAUUUGUUUUUUACGUAGGCUUUUCUUUUUUUUCUUUUUGGGUUUCGUUUAGUUUGGCAUUUAAAGUGUUUUCCGAAGAGAAGUGAAAUCAAAAUAUAAACAAAAGAUUGAUUUUUGAGCCUUACGUAAAAUUAGAAAUUAAAAAGCCAACGACCACGCCCACACACACACACAUACAAAUAUAUACACUGACAAAUAAAAAUAGAAAAAAAAAACAGGAAUGGUUCAACAUAUUUUGAAUAGUUUUGUAGCAACUUUAACUGCCAAGAACAGAUGAAUAUAUAAUACAUGUAUGUAAUUUAGUCCAAAUGUUUCUACAUGUAACAAAGAAGUUGAGAAAAACCCAAAAGAAAAAUCAGAAAAAAAAACAAUAAUUAAAAUUUUAUUACAAUAAGUUAAUACAAAAAGAAAAAGAUAAAAAAAAGUGAACUUCAUAGAUUUUGCUCAAGAAAAAACAAAGAAAUUUUUGGUGAAGGUUGCAAUGCGAAGACCAUGCAAAAGCUGUGAAAUAAACGAAAAAAAAAAAAAACAAAAAAAAAUAUAAAAAACCAGAAAAACUUUUUUG
This is a messenger RNA of Drosophila hydei, 5978 nucleotides long. It is a transcript of the gene sima, whose product is annotated as protein similar. The transcript is spliced from 13 exons. NCBI's taxonomy places the organism in Eukaryota, Metazoa, Arthropoda, Insecta, Diptera, Drosophilidae. Gene Ontology annotation, molecular function: protein dimerization activity; DNA-binding transcription factor activity, RNA polymerase II-specific; RNA polymerase II transcription regulatory region sequence-specific DNA binding. The record is from RefSeq and is a predicted model, not a curated record. Bases 704 to 5365 code for a protein of 1553 amino acids. Gene Ontology annotation, biological process: cellular response to hypoxia; regulation of transcription by RNA polymerase II.